GAAUGUUUAAAUUUUAGAAAAUUUGCACAUUGCUCACAUUGCGUUUAAAAGUGAGCUAAAUGCGAAUUUUAUUUUACUUGUUUGCGUGAUUUUACACAAUCAACACGUCUCGCUAAAGUGAUAUUUUAUACUUUUCAAUAAAAUAAUAUUUGCAACGAAAACCUCCAUCAUCGAAAAAAAAACAACUCCCUUGAAUAAAAAAACGAAAGUAAACAUCGUUGUGGGGUGAUUUUUAAACCAUCACGAAAACAAAAAGGCUUGACAGCAAUUUCCAUCACUUGAAGAAUAACAACUGCAUCAUCACAGACCGCAUACGUAAACAAGAUAAGUGUUUCGUCAGCAGCUUGGAAAUAUUUUUUUGUUUUAACUAGCGUAAGCAUAAUUUGAAUAACAAUGAAUCGCAUGACAAUGGGUUCCGUUCGUGUGGCAAGAAGCGGGGCACUUAAUGAUGCAUUCGCUGCGGCCGUACAAUCCGCUGCGGGAGCUACUAACAACAGCGACUUUUCACACACUGAUAACAAUCAGUUCAAUUUAUCUGCGAAAGUUUCAUUAAGAAAUAGAAGCCUGACAACGGUUGCUAACAGCGAAACAUAUAGCAAAAAUCCACAACGCGCCGCCGAGAUCAUUAAACAAUCAGACGUUGUGUGCUUUGAUUUUGACUCUACUGUGAUUUGCGAAGAAGGCAUCGAUGAGCUCGCCGAUUUCUGUGGCAAGGGUGCAGAAGUAGCACGUGUCACGAAAGAAGCUAUGGGAGGAGCAAUGAACUUCCAAGACGCACUAAGUGUCAGAUUAAAUAUUAUAAGACCAAGCCAAAAACAGAUCAACGAUUUCCUCCUAAAACGUCCGCCAACCCUUACAAAAAAUCUUCGCGCAUUUGUGGAUAAGUUGAAAUCAGAAAAGAAAGAAAUUUAUUUAAUUUCCGGAGGCUUUCAUUGUCUUAUUGAUCCUGUAGCGGAUGAAUUGGGAAUACAAAGAAAUCAUAUAUUUGCAAACAAAUUAAUGUUCUAUUUUAACGGUGAUUAUGCAAGCUUUGAUACUACACAGCCUACUUCGAAAAGUGGAGGCAAAGCAGAAGCAGUAACUAUUAUUAAACGUUUACAUCCAAAUGCAAAUAUAACUAUGAUAGGCGAUGGCGCGACUGAUCUGGAAGCAUCUCCUCCAGCAAAUAAUGUAAUUGGUUUUGGUGGCAAUGUUCUACGUGAAGAGGUCCAUAAACGUGCUCAGUAUUAUAUUAUGGAUUUCACUCAACUGAUGUGAUACUAAGAUAAGAAUAUAACUGAAGUAAUAUAUUUACAUGUGCACACAACAAUAUGAAUAAUAUACGAUUACAAAGUAUAUUUGGUGAUAGCUUCUUAAUAUAACUUUUUUUUUUCAGUAAAAUCUAACAAUUAGAUACUUAUGCUUGGUAAAAGAAUAUAGUACGUAUCAUGUAGAUUUGUUCUACCUUCCGAUUCAAUUGUAAAAGCUCCUUUUUUAUAUGUAUUUGUUUUUGCAAUAUCGAUACAAAUUGCCUUAGAGGCAAAUCUUUUGAAACCAAACAAAGUAAUUUGAACUGGAAGACGAAACAAUUUUGCAGAAUCGAAAUGCAGAACAAGCUGGAUAAUAUCAAAAUAUGUAUA
This is a messenger RNA of Anastrepha obliqua, 1619 nucleotides long. RefSeq names its product phosphoserine phosphatase (gene aay). The transcript has a single exon. The record is from RefSeq and is a predicted model, not a curated record. Gene Ontology annotation, biological process: L-serine biosynthetic process; dephosphorylation. The coding region runs from base 394 to 1257 and encodes 287 amino acids. Gene Ontology annotation, molecular function: L-phosphoserine phosphatase activity; magnesium ion binding. NCBI's taxonomy places the organism in Eukaryota, Metazoa, Arthropoda, Insecta, Diptera, Tephritidae. Gene Ontology annotation, cellular component: cytoplasm.